AUGCCCCGCGUCCGUGAGCUCAUCUUCCUGGGAACCGGAACCUCUGGCUGCAUCCCAAACAUCCCCUGCAUCACGUCCAACAACCCCCGAUGCAAGGUGUGCAAACUGUCGAUGACGCCCGAGGGGCGGAAGAACCAGCGGCGCAACACGUCUUUGCUCGUUCGCGUCGACCAUCCGGAUGGUCGCAUCAGAAACAUAGUCAUUGACUGCGGCAAGACGUUUUAUGAAUCAGCCAGGGAAGUGUUCAUCAAGCACAACAUUGAGACUGUCGACGCCGUGUUGCUGACCCAUGGACACGCCGACGCGAUGUUUGGUCUGGACGAUUUGCGACAGUGGACCAUGGGCCUGAACCUGAGCAUUCCAAUUUACUGCGACAAGGAGACCAUGGGUACCGUGGGUGAGGCAUUCCCGUAUCUGGUGGACACGGGCAAGGCGACGGGCGGAGGCGCAGUGCCCUCACUGGCCUUCCAUGUCAUCCAUGACUCUUUCAGCCCGUUUCAAUGCCUGGGCAUAACGAUUCAGCCGCUACGGGUUGAGCAUGGCACGUACAGUGACGGCAGGCCAUUCUACUUUACUGGGUUCCGCUUUGACGACAUCUCGUAUGUGUCCGAUUGUUCGCGUAUUCCCGACGAGACUCGGUUGCUGAUGGCUGGGUCCAAGCUGAUGAUUCUAGAUGCGCUCAAGUGGACCAGCCACCCAUCGCACUUUGGGUACUGGGAUGCGCUGGAUGAGGUCAGAUACUUCAAGCCCGAGCGUGCCAUCUUUACUGACUUUUGCCACAGGAUGGAGCACAGCGAGUUGGAGCGGUAUAGUGAGAAGCUUAAGGAAGAGGAGAACCUCAUCGUGGACCCAGCCUUUGAUGGCAUGGUUGUGCCAAUCUAA
Messenger RNA from Kickxella alabastrina, 882 nucleotides. RefSeq names its product metallo-beta-lactamase family protein. NCBI's taxonomy places the organism in Eukaryota, Fungi, Kickxellomycota, Kickxellomycetes, Kickxellales, Kickxellaceae. The coding region runs from base 1 to 882 and encodes 293 amino acids. The transcript has a single exon. The record is from RefSeq and is a predicted model, not a curated record.